Molecule: messenger RNA, 1266 nt
Organism: Vigna unguiculata (cowpea)
Lineage: Eukaryota; Viridiplantae; Streptophyta; Magnoliopsida; Fabales; Fabaceae
Product: agamous-like MADS-box protein AGL75
Molecular function (GO): DNA binding; protein dimerization activity
Source: RefSeq, a predicted model, not a curated record
CACUGUUUUAUAAGGAGAUGAGUACCAAUCCAAUUGAACCCUUACAUUUGCUUCUUUUCAAGUUUCAUGGUUGGAAGUUUCCAAGAUCAAAAAUCGAAAAAUAUGGGUCGUCCAAAAUUGAUCUUGAAACCCAUCACAAAUAAGAAAGAUCGUGAUUUAGCUUUGAUGAAGAGAAAGAAGGCAUUAAUGAAGACAAUAUCUGAAUUUUGUAGUGUGUGUGGAGUGAAAGCUUGUUUGAUUAUAUAUGAUGGCAAAGGUGAUUCUCCGCCAUUGACUUGGCCCCAAGACCCCAUUGAGAUGCACUCCAUCAUCCAGAGGUAUGAGCGUAUAAUGUUUGAGAAAAUUCCCAAGAACUUUGAUCUCAAUAAUUUUUUUGAGAUUAGGAAGAACACGGUUGACACUGAGAUUUCCAAAGUUCAAAGAGAGAUCCUUGACAUCAAAUAUCCCACUUGGCAUCCAUGCUUCAACAACCUUGGUGCUGAAGAAUUGAAGAAUUUCAUAGCUGGAUUGGACACUAAGCUUGAAGCUUGUAAUCAACGAACAAUGAUGUUCAAAUGCAAGAAACAAAAUGAAGCACAAUUCAUCAAUUUCAAGCAAUGUCUGAUUCAACCAGAUUGUGUUGCUCCAAACCCAAUCCAACCGAGUUUCAUGCAGGAUAUCUUCCAAAACCAACUUCUUCUUGCUCCAAUGAACACACUUAAUUGUAACCUUGCACCAUCUUUCCAAUUCAAUCUUGAAAAAGGCUCUAGUUCUCAAUCCCUAAAGCUGAAUUUUGAUCCAAAUCUCAUGCGAUUGAAGGCAGAGAACAGAGGGAUGGUGGAUACAGCCAAUGCAUGCCAAAUUGAUGGGCUUGAAAAUCCUUCAAAUAAAUUUGAUGUGCCUUCUGAUCUACUUGAUGAGUCUAUGAAUCUUUUUGACCAAUUUGGUGAAAUACAAAGUUUGAAUCAACAUUGGGGGAAUAUUCAACAUGAUGCACAUAUGAUUGGAGGAAGUAUCACAACAAUGAAUGGAAAUCAAUGCAAUCCAGAGUCCUCUCUUUGCAAUUACAAUGGAGUUAUGCAAUUCUAUAACUAUGAUGCAUCAUUGCAGAAUAUUGGUUUUCAGUAACAGAAUCUGCAGCAAAUGGUAAUUUUGCCUCACUUCAACUAUGAGUAGAUAAAUAUCAUAUAGAUCACAACAUCAGAUAGCUUCAAAAUCUGUUAUCCUAACACAUCACUUAGAUAAUAUUUGUUCAUAUUUCUUCUGUUUUCAUCCAUCUUUGUGUUA